CCUGAGCGACUGAGCGUCGAGUGUGGCUUGGCUCGAGGUCGGCGUCUGCCCUUUUCAGAGAGCGUUUCUUAGCCGAUACUCCACGGUCCGUGGCCACUUUCCUGAGGCGCGGCGGACGCCUAGUCAGUGCGCGAGAGCCUGGUUGAGCUCGUAGCUGCCGGGGGCUGAGGCUACCAUUUGGAAGCAAUGAGUUUAAAACCUUUUACCUACCCAUUUCCAGAGACGAGGUUUCUUCACGCAGGACCCAACGUGUACAAAUUCAAAAUCAGAUAUGGCAACAGCAUCAGAGGAGAAGAGAUAGAAAAUAAGGACGUCAUCGUCCAGGAGCUGGAGGAUUCCAUCCGUGCAGUCUUGGGAAACUUGGACAAUCUGCAACCCUUUGUUACAGAACACUUCAUUGUGUUUCCCUAUAAAAGCAAGUGGGAGAGAGUUUCCCACCUGAAAUUCAAACAUGGAGAAAUCAUCUUGAUCCCCUACCCUUUUGUUUUCACUCUAUAUGUGGAGAUGAAAUGGUUUCAAGAAAACCUGUCACCUGGGAAACCAAUAAAUGACACUCCUCUUGAAUUGCUUCUAACUGAGAAGAGAGCAGCAGGAGCCUCCGUGAGGAAACGAGGACUUGUGGAAGAGCCAAGCUCCCCCAGCAGGACGGGGCUGCACAGGGCCAAGAUAGGGACUUCUAGUCAAGAAAGCAGCAAAAAGAAGCCCCAUAUGGAAACCAGGAAGAACAAGGAAAGAAAACCCCAGCAGGAAUGGCAGGCGAACCUAGAUUCUUCUACCACUGAUACCCAGGAACAGGGUUCUAAAAAGGAACACAGUCUGCCAGGGCCAGUUGUCCCACCAUUACAGCAAAACAACCCACCUCCACCUAAAGAGCUAGGAACCAGUGGCUUCUUUGAGUUUCUAAGCACUGUCUUCCCAUUUCGAUAUUUCUUCAGAAAGAACAGCCAGUGAGCCUUCCAGACUCAGCAGCAGGGAGAAGCUCCUCUCUAACAGCAACCCCUCCAGAGCUGUUCCUCCUCUGACUGCAUCUUAGCAACACCUCAGUUGUGGGGAUGAUGGCCCCUGUCUGAGUCCUCUUGUGGGUUUUUCUUGUCCUUCAUCCCUUAUAAUUUUUUUUUCCUUAGUUAAGACAUCAUGGAAAAAAAUGGGGCUUUCUAAAAUACUAUAAGAAGUUCAGUGCCCUGAGGGCCAGUGUAGGUCCUUUGCCUCCAGCACUUAGGAUCCUAAUGCCAAUAAAUUAUUCAUGAAGAGCUAUUGAUUGCAUUUGGUGAAGCUGAUUAAGAGAACAAACUUCUCUCAAGAUACAGAGAAGCAAAGCAUGAAACUUGCCCUGGACCCCUGCUGCUGGCUACAGGAUGAGGUUGGAUGGAGGAGUCUUACCUGAUUCCAAACCUUAAGCUCCACUGCCAGGGGUUAGGGAAUGAGGUUGUGCAAAACUCACUAUCUGGAACCCUACUGCCCCCAAAGAAAGGAUCUCUUUCCCAACUAAGUUUGGCCCCAAGGAAUAGCCUCUCCACAGAUAAAACGCUUCCCACCUGUCUAUCCCUGUGGUGCCUUGUUGUUAGCACAAAUUAAUUUAUCAGAUUAAUUGGAAGCCAGUCCAGGUAGGGCUCCUGGUAAAGGCAAGGCUACACAUACACUGUCUUCAACCAACUGGCCAGUCUGGGACAGUUUAGACUUGGGUGACCUCAGAGAACCAAAACAACUGAUGGAAAUCUAAGGAAACUCAUUUUAGCUCAAAACAAAAGAGUCACUUUUUAACUCUUAGAGAUGUCUAGUAUGACAGGGCUGGGGAUGUGGCUCCAUGGUUGAGUGCCCCCGAGUUCAAUCCCCAGUACCACAAAAAAAGAAAGAAAAGUGGGGGGGGUCCAGUAUGAGAAUGGGCUACCUUGUGAGGUAAUGAGCCCUUUCACCUGGAGUCAUUAGACAGCUAAUUAUCUGUCACAUGCCUGAGAGUUGCUACACUGUGUGGGAAAGUAGGAGCAUAGGAGCAGGACUGUUGAGGUCCCUCCAUGUCCCCUUGCUUGGCUACCCCUAACAUCGGUGGGGAGAAAAGAAGAGGUAGGUUGCUGUGGGAGGGAGGGCCCAGAACUCGAGCAGAGGUGGCACUGGAUAGAGUGGGGACUUGAGGGUCAGCAACACUGAUAACACCAGCUCCUUUCAGAUUGUAUUUGCAGCCCUUGCCUUACUGUCCCAAACAUGGCCUCCUUGACAGAGCUACAAAGGGUACAGCUCCAAGAUCUGGAGAUCUGAAUGCCCAUCAUGACCUGGACUAGCAGACAGUGUGGCCUUGGGGACAUUCUCACUUGGAAAAUGAGAGGGUGGGAUUUGAUGAGUUCUUAGGGGCCAUCUAGCUUUGGCAGUCUGUGUGACCUGCCUGCUCUUUCUGAGUAGGUCACUGAGGCAAUGGCCCUGACUGGGGCUUCCCAGAACCACCACAGCCUUCCUUUUGGUCUCUGUCCUGCCCCAAUCUCUGGCUCCUGCUAACUAGGGUAUUUCCCCCCCAACUUGCCACAUUCUUGCCCUAAGUUUAUUUUAGCACUAUUGGAUAGUACAGCAGAAAACUUGGGUUCUAAAUCAGCCUGGACAUUAACAUUAGCUGUGUGACUUUUAGUAAGUAACUUCCCUUUUCUGAGCCUUAGAAACCUUGUCUGUAAAACCAGAGCUGGACUCAAAUAAUCAGAUUUCCUGGGAUUAACUGCCUCAGGCUCUAGGGUCUAGAGAGCCCUCUACCCCAAGCUCUGCUCUGUAGCUGGCUCACAGGGUGGAAGACAUCCGCUGACACUGGAAGGGAGGCUCUGAAGGGGACUCAGUAGACCCAGCCCCCAUGGCUCUGCCUGCCACCAAGCCCAGCUCCAGAGCCCCCCACUGGAGUUUCACUUGUCCAUAAGAAUCUCCUGCAAUCUCUUUCCUUUGUAAUCAGUAAAAGAAAUGGGCAGGGCUUGUUUUAGGAGUUUUUUAGGCUAGAGUAGUGUCCUGACCAAAUUCACACAGCAGAGAGGACACAAGUGACCACAACUCAACUGAGUCUUGAGCCCUCUCCCCGGGUGCACAUGCUGCACCCUCCCCCAGCUCCUGGGCUCUUCUCCACACCUUACUUCGCCCAGCCCUGGACCUCAGAGCAAGGAUCUCCCAGGUGGACUGCUCCAAGGGCUCAGGCCAGGAGGCGCCUGAAAGCUGAUCUCCAAGAGGGCGUGGCUCUGAAACAGGCAAAUAAAAGCCUAGAG
Molecule: messenger RNA, 3227 nt
Organism: Ictidomys tridecemlineatus (thirteen-lined ground squirrel)
Lineage: Eukaryota; Metazoa; Chordata; Mammalia; Rodentia; Sciuridae
Source: RefSeq, a predicted model, not a curated record